Molecule: messenger RNA, 1827 nt
Organism: Mesorhabditis spiculigera
Lineage: Eukaryota; Metazoa; Nematoda; Chromadorea; Rhabditida; Rhabditidae
Source: the annotation of a GenBank genome assembly
AUGUCUCUUAGUUCCCUGUUCACUGGUGAAAUUGCCGGGCAACCGAUAGAAACCGUCGUGAAGACCUACGAAUAUUUCGGGGCGGCCGUGACGAAUCAAAAUCUGGGCAGUUGGGCGGAUAUUCUCUAUCAUUACAAGACGCCGAUCAGUCAUUAUAAAAUAUUGAAUUGGACUACCACGGAACAUCAUUGGAAUCGACACGAGUUGUGGAACCCGCAUAUUCGAUUUGGGUUCGCCGUCUCGCACGAAUUCAAGCACUUCAUCUUCUGGGUGUCCGGCGCCAACGACUCGAAAUUGGUAGAAUGGCCGUUGUUUGAGAAGCAGGAUUAUGUGUUGGUGUCAAGUUUGAUGCUCGAGGCGUACGAAAUCUUCAAGGAAGCCGCCUUAACAACAAUUCGCGAACGCACCGAAGAGGUCUGCGCCGCCGAAAGUUGCGACUAUGAAUUUGUGUUCACCGGCCACUCUAUCGGAGGCUGCAUCUCGCAAAUGUUAGCCGUUGAAGCGGCCCUGAAGAAACAUUGGUCCCGACUAAAAAUUUCCUACCUCGGCUUUGCCCCGACACGAUGCGGGAAUGUGAAUUAUGCCGCGCUGGUACAAGCCCUGUUCACAAAUGUGUACCGCUACCAAUGGAAUAACGAUGCGUUGACGAACAUCCCCUACGACGAAGUGUGCAAUCGAUAUGAUCCGAAGGCGCUACCCGUGACAGAAGGUCACACAUCAAUUUACACGAGCGAAGACGCUAUUGGAAUACCUUGCUUUUAUCAUGCUGGGAAACUCCUGAUUGGCAAAUGGGCUGCAGAUGGCAAAACACGAGAAAUCUGGGGAAAUUUUCCAUUUGAAGACAUGUUUGUGUUGCCCGGGGAAUUCGUAUCAACCGACUUGGACCACAUCGGAUUCGACGGGAAUCAGGACUUGCUCAGGUUUUCGGAGCUUAAAUCUUGCGCAUCUUUCGACGACGAAGAGCCUUUUCAAUGCCACUGGGGCCAAUGGAUUACGACGAAACCAAUGAGACCGCAUUGGGUGCAUAGACACCCGGCGGAAGACGCGGAGACCGCACCACUGGGGAAAGCGCCGUUUGGAAGCUGUAAUGUGACCGAGAAUUGGUGUCCUCUUCGUACGAGAUGCCUGAUCUACAAAGAUGCCAAACCAUUAAAUCAUGAACCGUCGCCGUGGUGUCGACGUGAUGAGAACGCCUCGUUCAACAUAGACGUCGUAUUGCCAUUGCUAAAUGGAUAUACAAAAUACUAUCGAAUGAAUCGGACUGAAGUGGAUCGAGAGAGAUGGGACAGUCAAGAUGGCAAGCUAGCGCUGGUCGCCGCCGUCGUACCGUAUAUGACACAGUAUUCAUCCGAGAUAACUCGAUUUCCCUGCUCAACAAUUGUCGUUCGGCGAAUCGUCGAUUUUCUGAGGAAAUAUUUCGCUGCAAAAUGGGGCGGGAUGCCGUUUGACGUGAUCAUGUCACCGGCGCAUCCGAUACCUCGUUAUUUAUUUGAGGAAUACUUCAACCAAACGGCUGACGAAGACUGGAUCCUGACAAACUACGACCCAUCCCGCACUCGAAACCUGUUCGAAUUUGCCGAACCGCCCAUAAACAAGCAGGAAUGGGGCACGAGUCGAUGCUUCCAAUAUUAUAUUCUGAUGUCGGGUGGUGAUGCGCGUGCAGCCAUGGUUGACAGCUACAUCUCCGCCGACUUUUCCACCGAUGUGAAUUCCGAAGAAUGGCUCGGCCCAUUGAAGUGGGUUUGGGGCCGGGCCGGCGCGGAAACUUCAUUUCAACGUCUGAAGGUGAUAUGGGAGAAAGAGACUGGAGUUACGGAGCCUCCUCAA